Molecule: messenger RNA, 2179 nt
Organism: Diachasmimorpha longicaudata
Lineage: Eukaryota; Metazoa; Arthropoda; Insecta; Hymenoptera; Braconidae
Exons: 7
Coding region: 1-1074 (357 amino acids)
Source: RefSeq, a predicted model, not a curated record
AUGACACAAUCGUCGUUAUUGAAUUUUUUCCCUGUACCAGUAGAGGAGGAGUGUCUUACGGAUGACAAACGUCGGCGCGGCACAUGCAUGAACACGUACGAAUGCCGAAUUCAACAAGGAACAUCACACGGUCCAUGCGCCCUUGGUUUCGGUGUUUGUUGUGUAUUUACAGCGAGUUGCAACAGUGAAGUUGGUAAUAACCUGACGUACGUGUUGAGCCCGGGAUUCCCAAACCUCAUCGAUCAGCCCAUGAAUUGUUCAGUGAUCAUCAGAAAGAUAGAGCCCCAAGUCAGCCAGCUCCGUAUCGAUUUUUUGCAUUUUAAUAUCGGUCAGCCGAACAGACGAACCGGUGGAUGCGACGAGGACAUAAUGGAAAUCACGAGUGGCGAUCGAAUAUACCAACUUUGCGGGUGGAAUAGUGGACAGCACAUGUACGUGGACGUGUCGGAGGGUCCAGUGACCCUUGACUUCAUUCUACCCAGCAGUCUGCAAUCCCGAAUGUGGGAAAUGUCAAUAGUUCAAUUGCCAUUCGAGCAACGUGCACCAGCUGGCUGUCUCCAAUACUUUGACACACCACGUGGUACUCUAAAAACGUUAAACUACUUACCAAACGGCCGAUACUUAUCGAAUCAGGAUUAUCUGCUGUGCAUACGUCAGGAGAGAGGGAUGUGCAGCAUUGCAUAUUCACCGUGCAGCAGUGAUUCAUUCAAGAUAGGUCCCAGUAGAUUAACUGGAAACCAGAGUGAUCAGGUGGGCCUGGGAGAUGGCUCUGGGGCUGGUAGUGAUGAUACCACUCCUGUCAGACGAUGCAGUGAUCGCGUUCUCAUCCCAUGCGACUUUGAGGAAUUCAUAACGCCGGGCAAUGAUGGCGCUGGUGUCUGUGACCUUGAGCAUUGUGGUACAUCACUUUGUGGACCCGGGGAGAUGGACACUGAGGGUAAUUGCCGUGUGGAAACAUCGGCCACUCCAUUCCAUAUAAGGGUGGCGUUUGGCACAGGAAAUGAGAAUUUCACGUCAAUGGAAGACAUGAUUGGUAUGUGCAUCAAUUACGAACAACUCCCUUGUGUAUCGUGAAACAAUUUAAUGUCAAAGUUAGAUUGUGUGGGAGUUAUAGGUGAGAUAGUUAAUAAUAUGUAAGUUGAACUGUACGUUAAUUUUUUAAGGGGUUACUUCUACGAGUUUUAAGCCAGUGACAUCUUCCUGGUGAACAAUUAACACAAAAAUUAAUUGGGGAUUUUUGUUGCCUCUGGGAAGCUAAAGAUAUUUUAAUUCAAUGAUAAUUUUGUAUGAGAAAAACUUCGGUUAAAAAAACUGAAUCUUUUGAGCGUCUGAGGGAUAAAUUAAGAGUUUUUGUUUUUGCAUUAGUUAUUAAUUUUUCGACAGAUAUAAUCAAUGUCCGAUGCAGAUAAAUCUCCCCCCUCAAUAGUAAGAGAACAAAAAAACUCGUAACAGCCUCCCCUUAAUCACUCAAUAAUGGAUUUUUACUGCGCUGGCGCUUGCUCGAGUUGAAAACAAAAUCAUUGGAAUAUUUGAGACAACAUGACGAUGUGCCACCGUCAAAUUGACUCGGUCAGUAUCGAUUAGCUUUAAGUGUACAUAGUAGGGGUAUUUCUAGAGACAUGGAAAUAGAUAUUAAUUGGCAAAAGUUGCAGUGAUAUUUUGUAGUCUAUUUAAUAAAAACAGGCUGAGUAAAUACAAGUUGGCUGUUGUUGUAAUUUUUUUAUAAAGCCCUCGGUAAUAUUUAAUUGAGGAAGGAUUAUAAAAACAUGUUACUUCAAAGAAUCAAAUAGUUUGUUGUUUUAUUUACAAACCAGCUAGCUCGUCGUAACACAACGCUCGGGCCGUGGUACAAUAAUUUUUGUUAAUCAUAAUCAUUUCAUUUGUCAUUUGUGAAUUACUUUGUGAAAAUUGAAUAAUACAUUUCUCUCUCCAACUUUUAACGAUUUUACGCCAUUUUCCAGCAACAAUCACUCCGUUAUCUACACCCAAGAAGUCGAGCAUUUAUCAACGAUUACAAUAAAAUUUAUAAUUUCUCUCCUACUUUUUUUCUCACUCGCAUCACAAUUGAUUGGAUUAAAUCACGAUAAUGGCGAGUUGAUAAAUAACUGAUAAAUUUUAUUGACGAUAAAAAUUAAUAUCAAUACUGAAAUAGAAUUUUACAAUAAUUUCAUCGUCUCCA